AUCCAUGCAAGACGACGCGCCGGCACGGGCGGCGACGACUGCCGCAGAUGCGGAAUCGAGAUAUCCUCCGCAGUUCGCGGGAGCAGCCAUGCCGGCGCUGCAGCCCGCACGUGAGAUACAUUGUAGAUCGAGGCGCCGGCGCGGAGAUCAGGCUUGAGUCGCCCGCGGAUCGGUCGGAGUUGCUGCAGCGGACGCGGACACGGUCCUGGGACUGCGGAGCCAGCGAGAGCGGCGUCGUGCGCACGGGGGAAUCGAC
Molecule: messenger RNA, 256 nt
Organism: Mycena citricolor
Lineage: Eukaryota; Fungi; Basidiomycota; Agaricomycetes; Agaricales; Mycenaceae
Source: the annotation of a GenBank genome assembly